CUUUAGUCUCGCGAGAACCAGCGUUCCUGCCUUGAGAGGCCAUCGGGGGCGCCCUCCCACCGGGGUAGUAUGGAGGGAGGCGACGGCUGCGGGGAGCAUCUGUUCUCGCUGGAGCUGCUGGUGGAGUCGGCGCGCGUGGAGCCACAGCUGCUGCCGACGCCCUGCCCGCCACGUGGCCCCUUCCGGCCGGCCGUGGCCCUCCGGCUGUUGGACUUCCCGACCCUCCUGGUCCGCGCCCCGCAGGCCGCGCCGGGCCCGGUGGUGCCCUUCGGGCGGGGCAAGUCGUGCCUCUUCAGGCUGCGGCCGGACGCUCUGAAGGGCCUCUUGCGUCGCUCCCCGCUCCACGCGCUGCUGCUGGCACUGCCGCCCAACCCGGGGCCCGCCCGCCUGCUCGGCUCGUCCUGCGUCUCCCUGGCGGCCGCCGCCGAGGAGGUGUUGCUGGGCUCCGGGCCGGGGAGUGGAAGGGGCCACUUCCCGCUGCGGGACCUGAUGGGAGAAACGGUGGGGGAGCUGGAACUGAGCUAUCGCCUCAACAGCCUGGGCUCCUCGGGCCUGGAGGACUUCGAGCCAGGGGCGGCGGCGGACAAAGCCCUCGCUGGAGACCAGCGGCACCAGCAGCUCGCUUCCCCGCCGGGCAAAGUGGCGGCGCGGAGGCUCAGUCUGGAGUUCAUCUCAGAGGGAGAGGAGGACCAGGACCCUGCCCCAAGUGGUGGCAGCCAGGGGUCCCUAAGCAGCCCUGGCACCGAGCCAGAGCCGUUUUCCAGUAGCUCCAGCGGGGAGGAAAUCUCUGGAGAGCUGGAGAUCGACACAAAUGCUUUUUGUCCCCCUCCAAUGUAUUACAGCCAUCAAACUGAAAAACGCUGCCCCAGCCCUAAAUCUGCUGCAAGAGUGAUAAUAGUGGCCGCUCAAGAUUCACUUCCCAAAGAAAGAACUUCGUUGCCUGUUGUUAAGGAGGAGCCUGUAACUAGUGCUGAGGAGGCUUCUUCACCUUUAUCCAGCUCACUGGGUAGCUCUAAGGAACUCAGGCAGACUUUAAGUCAGCUGCCUCUACUGAAUGCUUUGUUGGUGGAACUCUCCUUGCUAAAUAGCCAGCCCCUGCCACCAGGACCAUCUACUGUGCAUCCUCAGUUGGCAUGGCUCUACCAAAAUGCAGAAGAAGGUACAAAAACACCACCCUCUAACGGCAAGAAUCUGUGCGCCUGCCGGGACGAUAAGAAAAACAGCCCACACCGCAAAGAGAGAGGAAGAUCACCUAGUCCUAAAUUAAAAAGAAAUCGCCCAGAUCAUUUAAAAGGCAUGUCUCCUAUCUGUCCUGGCAAAACAUUUACAAAACCAGUAUACUUUGAAAGACCUGUAAGCCCUGAAAAGACAAAUACCAAAGAAAAUUCUCCCCCUAGAAGGAAGCUUACUUAUGGGCUGACAAAUACACUAAGGCUUCGUCUUCAGCGAUCCAAUCCAGGUGUGUUGAAAGUUCAUGAAAAGAGAGAACAUCGUAGAAAAAAACUUGGUGACGUAUCUUUUGAAAAAAAAGGUAAAAGCUCUUUAGCCAAAAGAAAAAUAUUCCAAGGCUCCCUUGACUGUCAUCCAAAGUCUUCUGGGCAAUGUGAUGAAAAAAGCAUCCCUGAUCAAAAUGCUCAAAUUAAUGAAAAUGUUGAGACUUUAAUACAAAGCAGUGCUGAAAGAAAUAGCCCUAUGGCCACAAAAAAAAUAAGCUCUCGUAUUCUCAGAAAAGUUGGAGCCAGUGGUGUGAAGACUAGAGACAAUGCAAAAGGAAAGUGCUCAUCUGAAAUUGUUGAUUCUAGUUAUAAAGAAAAAAGCUUGGAAGUUCAUCUGCCAAGAGUCUUUUUACAGAAUACUGAAGCCCUUGAAAACCCAACAGACACAGAGAUAGAAAAAUGUGUGCAAUGUUAUGAUUGUAAUAUUUCAUAUUUAUAUAAAGAUAGACAAAUCAACAACUUUGAAAAGAGUCAUGCACGUAAGAAUUCAGAUAGCAUAGUUGUUAAUUCUGAAAAUGCAGCCUAUUCAGAAGAUUUCACCAGUGUUGACAGUUGUGGCACAAGCUUGGAAGCUCCAGUGAGCAGCCCUGAACCUUUACCUAUAAACUCAGAUCACAGUCAGUCUGGCAUUGACUCCAAUUCUAAAAAUUCCAGAAGUCUUCCUGCUAAAUGUAUUUCACCUCUUCAUCCAAUACCUUCAGCUAUAUCUCCUGUUCAGACACUUAAAAAGACAUAUGAUUUAAAAUCUAAUGAAAAAAAAUUAGGUAUUGGAUUGAACAAAUUUGAUGAUGAUUCUCUUGCAAGAACUUUAAGGGACCAACUUACAGUUCAUGAAAAGGAAAAGAGGAAAGUUACACAGACUUUUGAGGACAAACAAGUAUACCCUGAUACAAAUUGUAACAUAGCAAAAAGUCGGUCAUCUGUGGAAAAGAGCCACUCUGUAAGGACAUCUCAAGUUAGCUCUUAUUUGCCCUCCAGUGUGUCUGAUCUUGAACUUAGUGGGCUAGAAGAAAGCAAAGCACCCGACAUAGAAAAAGAGGAUGGCUUUGGAAUGAUGGAUAUUACAAAUCAAUGUAAACAUAUCAGUGAACUAGUAAUAAACAAGCUUCCAGGAUACACAAUGUAACAAUAAUAAUGGCAAAAUCAAAGUGAAAAUGUCUUAAUUUUAAAUAAGAAAACAUUUUAAAGUCAUUUUGAUUUUUUUACAAGUAUAGGUUUUGCUUGAUAAGUAACGGAUGCACAGAUAUUUUUCAGUUU
Messenger RNA from Python bivittatus (Burmese python), 2753 nucleotides. RefSeq names its product microtubule associated protein 10 (gene MAP10). Gene Ontology annotation, cellular component: mitotic spindle pole; mitotic spindle midzone; midbody. Gene Ontology annotation, molecular function: microtubule binding. NCBI's taxonomy places the organism in Eukaryota, Metazoa, Chordata, Lepidosauria, Squamata, Pythonidae. Gene Ontology annotation, biological process: positive regulation of cytokinesis; mitotic spindle midzone assembly; cytoplasmic microtubule organization. The record is from RefSeq and is a predicted model, not a curated record.